AUGUUCAAARGCGAGGUGAAGGCGGACAGCGAGCGGCUGUCCAGGAAGGUUCGGUUCCGCGUGGCGUCCUCGCACAGCGGGCGGGUGCUGAAGGAGGUUUAUGCCGAUGGCGAGGCCACCGACUCGCUGGACUCYGAGUACGCCAGCAGCUCCGAGACCGACCAGACCAGCCGGCUGAGCGAAGUGGAUGGGCAGCACAACGGAUACGUGGGGUCGGAGUGUGAUGAAAAUGAGAACGAGCAGGAUGACUUGCUCAUUUUAGUCAGAGCCAAUAAAGAGAAGGGGUUUGGUACAAAGAGAGUCAACAUCCUCAGCAAAAAUGGCACAGUCAGGGGAGUCAAGCAUAAAGUCAGCGCUGGUCAAGCCCUUUUUGACAAUUUGGCAAAAGUAUUUCAGCAACCCAUGUCAUCCCUAGAGUUUGGACGCAUAAUAAUUUAUACUACCAGUCUUCGUGUUGUGAGAACCACUUUUGAAAGAUGCGAACUGGUUAGAAAGAUCUUUCAAAAUCACAGAGUUAAGUUUGAAGAAAAAAACAUUGCUCUGAAUAGUGAUUAUGGAAAGGAACUAGAGGAAAGAUGCAGAAGAGUCUGCGAACUUCCCUCACUCCCUGUUGUGUUUAUUGAUGGCCAUUAUCUUGGGGGUGCUGAGAAAAUUUUACUAAUGAAUGAAUCUGGGGAACUGCAGGAUCUCUUAACCAAAAUCGAGAGGGUGCAGCAGCCUGAAGAGUGCCGCUCUUGCGGGGGCUUUGGCUUCCUGCCGUGCUCAGCGUGCCAUGGGAGCAAGAUGUCAGUGCUCCGCAACUGCUUUACGGACUCCUUCAAAGCACUCAAGUGCACUGCUUGCAAUGAGAAUGGGCUACAGCGCUGCAGCACCUGUGCAGGCUAA
Malurus melanocephalus (red-backed fairy wren) is the source of this 885-nucleotide messenger RNA. RefSeq names its product glutaredoxin and cysteine rich domain containing 1 (gene GRXCR1). The transcript is spliced from 5 exons. The coding region runs from base 1 to 885 and encodes 294 amino acids. Lineage: Eukaryota; Metazoa; Chordata; Aves; Passeriformes; Maluridae. Gene Ontology annotation, cellular component: stereocilium; kinocilium. The record is from RefSeq and is a predicted model, not a curated record. Gene Ontology annotation, biological process: inner ear receptor cell stereocilium organization; sensory perception of sound.